CUGUUUAAUAUAUGAAAAUUUUAGGGAUCGGAGCUAUGCAAAAUGGGGUAAUCGAGUGAUCUUCCAGUUUCUGUAUCGUUGUCAUGUUUAUUGACUUUGUUGAUAUGGAAGAAUGACUGGAUCAGUCGUUGGAUAAUCUAGCUAGUGGAACCAGACAAUGCUACUGGAUAAGGGAUACUGGAUGUGACAUGGAAGAGUGAAAUGCAGGGAAGGUGCCAGGAAAACCUUUUGCAGGAUCUACUAUAUAAGGAGGGGGGUUUCCUUACCCUGCAGAUGCAUAAGCACGUGAAAUAUAGAUAUGUAGAUAAUAUCAAACAAUACAAAUGUCAAGUAAAAGGCACCCGCUGGUGGUUAGUGGUGUGGUGGGAGAUGUUCUGGAUCCUUUUGUGGCGACAACUGAGCUCAGAGUCUACAGUGAUGGCAGACAGCUGUUUAACGGGUGCAGCUUGCGACCUGCGCAGGUGGCCGGCCGUCCUAGGGUUGACACUGGAGGCGAUGAUUUCCGCACAUUUUAUACUCUUGUAAGAAUGCAUGUCUUUUUCCGCACAUUUUAUACUCUUGUGAUGGUGGAUGCCGAUUCUCCAAGUCCCGGCAAUCCAUAUCUAAGGGAAUACUUGCAUUGGUUGGUGACGGACAUCCCAGGAAGCACAGGGGCGAGCUUCGGGAAAGAGAUAGUGAGCUAUGAAAGCCCUGAUCCAACAAUGGGCAUCCACCGGAUAGCUUUGGUCCUUUUCCGACAACUAGGUGGGCGGGAUUCAGUCGAUCACAAUUCCGAGUGGCGCCAUAAUUUCAACACCCGACAGUUCUCUCAGCUCCAUAACCUCGGCCCUCCUGUCGCCGCUCUCUACUACAACUGCCAAAGGGAAACUGCCGCCUCCUCCUCCAGCGGCGGUGGUGCCAGGUCAUCGUCCUAGCUAUGCAUGCGUGAGUGUCGCGCGCGAACACACACAAACACACACAUAUAUGCAUCCUUGCCAUAAAUAACCAAGCAGAUGUCUUUAUUCCCAAGUGAAUAAAACUUGUGUUUGCAAGUUGGUUGUGAUAUAAAUGUAGUAUUCAAUACGAGGAUCAAAUUCAGUAUAUAUAUUUUUUGAAAUAUACA
Andrographis paniculata is the source of this 1102-nucleotide messenger RNA. RefSeq names its product protein FLOWERING LOCUS T-like. NCBI's taxonomy places the organism in Eukaryota, Viridiplantae, Streptophyta, Magnoliopsida, Lamiales, Acanthaceae. Bases 324 to 914 code for a protein of 196 amino acids. The record is from RefSeq and is a predicted model, not a curated record. The transcript has 6 exons.